GUUAGCGGCACUGCGCUAAGCUAAAACCCACCAUGGGAGCUCUCUCUCUCCUUGAAUGUGUUCAUUGCGCUUUUAUCAGCACACAGGUCUGUCGUUUUCUAGUUAAAGGCUUUCACAGAUGCCUGUAGAGAUAAAUCAUCUAAGUGGACUUUGGAGUUGUUGAACGUUAACUUAGCGUGUUAGCUGCACGGUCGCUAACCAGAGAGCUAAUGGGUGAACCGUGCUGAGAGAUUCGAUGAAGCGGUGAUUAAACGUGGAAACGUUGAGGAGUUAUUUCAACUGCUUGACGGAACGACAGCGGAAAGCAAACAGGAAACGCGUCUGAUUUGCACAAAACUAAGCAGACAUGCAGCAGGUGUUGGUGGGGAGUCAAGACGAGGUUCCCUCUGAGCAGCAGGACUGCAGCUCCAGUUUGAAGCAGGAGGAGCCAGCAGAGCCCUCCAACGUUAAAGAGGAAGAGGAGGAUGGGUGGGGCGGUCAGGAUAGGGAGCACCUUCGAGGUCUGGAGGCGGCUGAUGUCAUCACGUUCACAUGGACUGGUGUGCACGUGAAGAGUGACGAGGAUGAAGGUCUCUCCUCUCAGCUUCAACACAGUCAAAGUGAGGAGAACAACGGGAGCACCACAAGUCAACACAUCCCAGCAGAACGUGAUGGAGAAUCUCUGAAGACUAAUAAAAACUCUAAAGGUGAAAAACCCAGUGACAGCAAACACUUGCACUGCUCUCAAUGUGGCCGAACGUUUACCUACAAAAGUGCUUUGAAAACACACAUGAUAACGCACAGCGGGAGAGAAACCUUUUGCUUGCUCAGUUUGCGGUAAAAGAUUCUCCUUCAAGCAGAACAUGAGCAGACACGUGUCAAUUCAUACAGGGGAGAAACCUUUUUCUUGUUCGGUUUGUGAAAAAAGAUUCUUUAACAAGUUUGAACUGAGAAGACACUUGAGCACACACAGUGCUGAGAAACAUUUGACAUGUUCGCUCUGUCCUCAAACAUUUCCGUGUCGAUCACAUCUCAGAAUACACAUGAGAACGCACACUGGGAAGACACCUUUGGCCUCUGGCAGCUCAAGUCAAAACCUGACAACAGAAGCCAAUAAAGAUCACUGUGAAGAUCUACGCUCAAAACCAGACAACAACACGUCACACCCUUCCGACACUCAUCACAGUGAGUACACCAAAGACUCUUCAGCGACUAAAAAGAAGCCUAAAGGAGACAUGACGCAUGACGACGAUUACGAUCACUUUUACUGCUCCGUAUGUGGGAAAGAAUUUGCCUAUAAAAGUCUUUUGAAAACGCACAUGAUAACCCACAGCGGAGAGAAACCUUUCACCUGCUCAGUUUGCGACAAAAGAUUCUCCGCCAAGCGCAGUAUGACGAGACACAUGGCGAUGCACACAGACGAAAAACGCUUUUCCUGUUCCGUUUGUCAUACAAGUUUCCCCGAUAAGUUAGAAAUGAAAAAACACACGAGCGCACACACCGCCGAGAAACGUUUUCUAUGUUCGGUUUGCGCUAAGAGCUUCUCUCAUAGGUCCUAUCUCAGGCAACACAUGAAAAGACACACCGCGGAGAAACCAUUUACAUGUUCUGUUUGCGGUCGAGGUUUCUCUCAUCGGUCGUAUCUCAAAAUACACAUGGUGACACACACCGGGGAGAAAGCUUUUACUUGUUCAGUUUGUUCAAAAAGUUUCUCCCAUAGAUCGUACUUGGGAGUUCACAUGAGAACGCACACUGGGGAGAAACCUUUUCCAUGUCCGGUUUGCGCUAAAAGUUUCUCACAAAGCUCGUGUCUCAGACAACACAUGGUAACGCACACUGGGGAGAAACCUUUUAAUUGUAAACUCUGUGCGAAAUGUUACUCUCAUAGGUCACAUCUCAAACAACACAUGAUAACGCACAGCGGGGAGAAACCUUUUACUUGUCCGGUUUGUGCAAAAAGUUUGUCUAGUAGCGCUUAUCUCAGAAAACACUUGCAAAAGCACACUGCGAAGGAUCCUUUGUCCUCGCGCAGUUUCACAACAGAAGCUGAUGGAGGACAAGCUGACGACAACUUGGCUCCACAAUCGGAUUUGGACGACAUGAUGUCAGACUCUUCUGACGUCGAUCACGUUGACAACACCAAAGAACCUUUAGCGACUAAUAAGAGCUCUCCACUUUAAAUGUUGUUAAUGUUGGGAAACGUUUGUCAGAAAAGGACAUUUGAAAGUACAGUCAACCUGCGUUUAUCGCGGGGGUUUAUAUUCCAUACUAACUCACAAUAGGUGGAAGUCCAUGAUAUGGAGACACCAUUUAAAAAACAUUUCACAUUUAAACAAUUCCAUGAAUUUGUUCCAGCACCUUCCAAAACUACUAUUAUUUUGUUACAAAUUCAAAAAGCACUGUAAUGUAUGACAAAAAAACAAAAGAGAAUGUUAAGAAAUAAGCUACUUUUCAGACGUGUCAUUAACAUAAGUAAGUAAUGUAGUAUCCGUGCGCGAGAUGUGGGCCUUUUAGGGGUGUGGCCUAUUGAGUGACAUCAGGAGCCGGAGUCGGGUUGGCUGCUUAUAGUUCAGUGUGAGCCUCUCGGUGUGAGUUGUGGCCUACAGAAGCUCCUGGCGAGUAAGCUUGUUUUGUAUUUAUGUGGGAAAAUAAUUAAUAAUAAUAAUAAUAAUUUGAUUUGGGGCGCUGGUACAUCAUGGUAUCACUUAAGCGGAGCAACUGGUUGUGUUGAGUGUUUGUUUGGGUAAUGAAUCUUACAAGUCAUCAAUAUUCACUGCCUUUACACAUAAGAUGAUCCACUGAAAAACGAACAUGAACUGCUGAUUGUGUUGUGGCGAUGACAACUGCAGUAAAUGAAGCUGCGGGACUUUGAAACAACUGAGAAACUGUGACGAAAAUGCUCAAUAUGGAGCGUAUAUCGUUUGUGCUAAUGCGCUUUAAUGUCCUCUAAGACGUUAAAGUGAAUAAGUAACUGAAGCUUCUUUCUAAUAAAUAGAUUUUUUUUUCAUGAAAACUGGAGAAGUGUAACUAUU
Molecule: messenger RNA, 3011 nt
Organism: Phycodurus eques (leafy seadragon)
Lineage: Eukaryota; Metazoa; Chordata; Actinopteri; Syngnathiformes; Syngnathidae
Product: oocyte zinc finger protein XlCOF6.1-like
Exons: 2
Coding region: 843-2159 (438 amino acids)
Biological process (GO): regulation of transcription by RNA polymerase II
Cellular component (GO): nucleus
Molecular function (GO): RNA polymerase II transcription regulatory region sequence-specific DNA binding; DNA-binding transcription factor activity, RNA polymerase II-specific
Source: RefSeq, a predicted model, not a curated record